UAUUAGCUAAAUCAAAGACAUUUUUCUACAAGUGGACUAUCAUUUAUCAACGACCGUUCCACAUAGACUCUUCACCUGCAAGCUAAUUCAAAUCACAAGCUCCUCAACAAUGGCGUCUUAUUCUUCUUCAUCUUCCGUCGCCUUCUCCAUAAUCAUCCUCCUCAUCUCCGCCGCCUCGGCCGCCGACAAUCACCGUCCCUUUAACAGAAUCUACGCCUUCGGCGACUCAUUCACCGACACUGGAAACUCACGCGCCGGAGAAGGUCCAGCCGGAUUCGGACACCUGUCGAGCUAUCCGUACGGAAUGACCUUCUUCGGACAUCCUACGAACCGUUACUCCGACGGCCGUCUCGUCAUCGACUUCGUCGCUCACUCCCUGAACUUACCGUUCCUUCCGCCGUACCUCAGCCUCAGAUCCACCGACGGUAACGGAACCGCUACGGAUGCUAACGGCGUUAACUUCGCCGUAUCCGGUGCGACGGCGAUAAAACACGCGUUCUUCGUGAAGAACAAUCUGAGCCUGGACAUGACUCCCGAGUCGAUCGAGACGCAGCUCGGUUGGUUCGAGAGCUACUUGGAGACACUCGGCGUGGAUCAGAGGGUUUCGGUGCUCGAGGAUUCGUUGUUUUGGAUCGGAGAAAUUGGCGUGAAUGAUUAUGCCUACACCGUCGGAUCUUCCAUGUCUGAGGACACCAUUAGAACACUUGGAAUUGCUUCCUUCACGAAUUUUUUGGAGGCUUUGCUGAAGAAAGGUGUGAAGUAUAUGUUGGUACAAGGCCAUCCCGCCACGGGAUGCUUAACGUUGACCUUGUCACUGGCCGCGGAAGACGAUCGGGACAGCCUAGGCUGUGUUAGAAGCGUCAAUAACCAAAGUUACACCCACAAUCUGGUUCUCCAAUCCAAAUUACGACAACUCAGGCUACAAUUCCCGGAAGCCACGAUAGUGUACGCAGAUUACUGGAACGCGUACAGAGCGGUGGUACGGAACCCGGAGAAGUACGGGAUCAGGGAGAGAUUCAAGGCGUGCUGCGGGACGGGCGAGCCGUACAACUUCGAGGUGUUCAUGACGUGCGGUUCACCGUUCGCCACAGCCUGCGAGGACCCCGACCGCUACAUCAACUGGGACGGAGUUCACUUGACCGAGGCCAUGUACGAGGUCUUGGCCGAUAUGUUCGUCAACGGCACCUUCACUCGCCCUCCCUUCGGUUACUUGCUCAAGAAGAAGCUCAACCUUUGAUCCAAUCAACCUAUGCUUACAUAUAAUUUGAUUUCUCAUUAUAAUGAUUUUGGAAUCUCGGGUUGUUGUUAUGGUUUCGAGCGGAGAUAGCAUGAGACAGUAAGAGGAUAGAGUUUCUUGAGGUUUUAUUGGGAGAAUUAAAUAAUAUUUGAUAGGUUUCUAUGAAAGAGGAAAGGUAAAAUAGUUUUUUCUAAUGGUUUUUAAACCCAUUGGAUGUAAUAAUACAAAAUUAAAGUCGAUUUUGUGGUGAAUUACUGAAUGCGGAUUCGAAGGUU
Molecule: messenger RNA, 1512 nt
Organism: Tarenaya hassleriana
Lineage: Eukaryota; Viridiplantae; Streptophyta; Magnoliopsida; Brassicales; Cleomaceae
Product: GDSL esterase/lipase At3g48460
Exons: 4
Coding region: 110-1237 (375 amino acids)
Molecular function (GO): hydrolase activity, acting on ester bonds
Source: RefSeq, a predicted model, not a curated record